Messenger RNA from Fundulus heteroclitus (mummichog), 730 nucleotides. RefSeq names its product immunoglobulin lambda-like polypeptide 5. The transcript has 4 exons. Bases 1 to 633 code for a protein of 210 amino acids. The record is from RefSeq and is a predicted model, not a curated record. Lineage: Eukaryota; Metazoa; Chordata; Actinopteri; Cyprinodontiformes; Fundulidae.
AUGAUGCAGGAGGAAGCAGUUUGUGACCUGAAAGCCGUAAUUGAACGGCGACCUUUUAAGUUUGGCCCCCGCUUCUCGUCCAUCGACUGCUGGAGUGGACAAAGUCUUCACCCACAGACACACAGUGGCCUUAGAGCUCAUACUGAGGAAAUAUCACUUUGUUUCUCAUCCUCCAUAAAUUGUUUGUGUCAGAGUCAGAGAACCGUGUCUCUACAGUCAGAGGUUUUUGUACGACGGCUCCAUCAGUUUGUAUCACUGUGGUACACGUUUGGUGGAGGAACCAGACUGGAUGUUAACUUGGGUGAACGCCGUCCCACCCUGACAGUGCUGCCCCCCUCCAGUGAGGAGCUGCAGCAGGGGAAGGCCACCCUCAUGUGUCUGGCCAACAAGGGCUUCCCCUCAGACUGGAGUCUGUCCUGGAAGGUGGACGACAGCAGCAGCAGCAGCAGCAGCUGGGAGCAGAGCAGGAGCCCCGGGGUGCUGCAGAAGGACGGCCUCUACAGCUGGAGCAGCACCCUGAGGCUCCCUGCAGACCAGUGGAGGAAGGUGGGCUCUGUGACCUGUGAGGCCUCCAAGGGCUCCCAGCCUGCAGUCACACAGACGCUGACCAGAGACCAGUGUUCCCAGUCCUGAUGUCCCUCACUGGGAGUUCUCUUUUUCUGAUAUUUCUACUGAUGUUACUUUUGCUGUUUCUUUUCCUGCCCUUUGUCUAAUAAAGUGUUGACUCAAA